UCCGCCGCGUCUCCUUCCUGUGCUGCUGAGCGUCCUGCAUAAAGAAAGUUGGCAGCCAUUUCCUUAUUUUUAAGCUCCUUUUAGGAGUUUUUAUGCACCGUGCUUAAAAAGAAGUGUUUUUUUUUUUAGGUUUUACAGCGUGUAGUUUGGGAUUCUUGUACAUGGUGAUGCAUUAGCGCAGUGCACAGGGAACGAGGCGGAGCCGAAGAGCCGAUCUGUGUCUUUCGGCUGUGUUCGGCUGCAGUCGGAUGGACGAAGGCGAAGCGGCGGUGAAACGGCUCGGGUUAGCCGGAGCGGAGGAGGAGGAGGAGGAGGAGGAGGAGGAGACAGGGGGGCUGGAGGAAGAAGAGGAGGAAGAAGAAGAGGAGGAGGAGGAAGAAGACGAGGAGGAGGGGGAGCGUUCCGAAAGCGAGCCGGACGAAGCCGAAGUCAGUACGAUGCCCGGUAUGGCGGAAGCGGCCAACAUCGCCAUAGCCGUCCUGCCGAACACAGACGAGGGCGAAGCGCCGUUUGCGGACGUGACCACCGUUACAGUCAAUGAUGUCCAGAGUGCAGAUGACGUCUUCUCGACCACUACCGGGUCCAUCCCUGAACAUGUGCUAACAGGCAGAACCACUCUGCAGAUUGGGGACAGUCUGAGCACACAGAAGGCCACCCUGAUUGUUGUACACACGGACGGGAGUAUAGUGGAUGCGACAGGCCUGAAAGCCACAACAGCACCCAUGACUCCAGGGCCUCCGACUCCCUCCACCCAGAUGAACCAGAGCCAUGAGAAAGAUGUGAACAAAUAUAACUGGGAUCCAUCUGUUUAUGAGAACGAGCUGCCUGUGCGCUGCAGGAACACCAGCGGUGUCCUCUACAAGAACAGACUGGGAUCAGGUGGCAAAGGACAUUGCAUCAAAUACAACAAUAACUGGUUCACGCCAACGGAGUUUGAAGGACUUGCUGGAAGAGCUAGCAGUAAAGACUGGAAGAGGAGCAUUCGUUAUGCUGGGAGACCUCUUCAAUGCCUUAUACAGGAGUGCAUCCUCAACCCCCAUGCUGCCUCUUGUACAUGUGUAGCCUGCUGUGAUGAUCUGACUGUGAGCAAGGACGGGUCCUUCGGAGGCGACAGCAUAUCUAUGACUGGACCUGUGCGACUUUUUGUCCCUUACAAGAGACGGAAGAAAGAGAGCGAGCAUUCGUCAUCUCCAGAGAAGAAGGAGGCACCUCCGCCAAAGAACAUCACUCUAACACCAGGGGCUGCAUUCACAGUGACCCCAUCAGGUCAGCUCACCACUGCUGGCACACUGACCUUUGAUCGAACAUCAACUGGAGACGCGACGACCAUCAUUUCCGACAAUUCUGCCGCUUCAGAUGUCUUCAGCAGCACAGCAGUGCUGACCACUCUGCCGGCUCUGACUGUCGUCCCUCAGCAGCCCUUGUUACAGGCUAAAGCUCCUGCCACAGCCGGCAUGUCCAAUGGCUUAGAGAUGAGCGAGCAGCACACCUGGCUGUACCUCGAGGAGACGGCCAACACACUCCUCAACACCGUCCAGCAGCUCAAAGCAUUAAUCGCCCAGGCCAAGCAGGCCAGCCAAGCCAGUGGCAGCCUGGAGAAAAGCAACUGCAGCAGGAAGGAUUCUUUCCCCAGCCAACUGUCGCUUACCGAUGACUCAGAGCAGAAGAUUACUGAAAUUAUCAUCAAGCAUACCUGUGUGAACUGUGGCCGUGAGGCAUUCAGCGAAUGCGCAGGUUGCCACAAAGUCUACUACUGUUCUAACUUUUGCCAAAAAAAGGACUGGAAGGAUCACCAGCACACUUGUUCUCAGCCCAGUGCAGCUAUAGGAGUUCAUGACGAGGCUCACAUAGCCAGCAUGGAGGUAGUGAAAGUCAAGGUGUAGCCCCAAUACGGACACAUGCAGUGCCCUUUGAACAAUCCCACCCUUACCUUGUAUAUUAUGAAUGAGGGUGAGAUACACUAUAUGGCCAAAAGUAUCUGGACAUCUGCCCAUCACGGAUGUGUUUGGUUCUUUUACGAAGUGUUGUCACAGAGAUGGAAGCUCACAAUCGUAUCGGUUACGGAAAAUGUUUUGUUAUAAAUGUCUUUAACUAAGAAGCCCUUCCGAGAUCACGGCUUUAUACGUUGCAUUUUUUUGGUAGUGUUUAAAUUAAACAGAUAAAAAAAAGUGUAAUUUGACGAGGAACGCCGAUCAUCAACUCGUCAGAUAGAGCUUAUAGUAUGAGGUUCGGACUUGUAUUGAAACGUUUUUUUUUUUAAGUUUAAUUAAUGUGUUCAUAUUGAUGAAGAGACACGAGCCUGCAGGUUUACUUCAUUAAGCACACGAAAGAUAGUUGAGUUACCAAAUUUCAAACUACCUUAGGAAACAAAAGAGUUCAAAAUAAAAAAAUGGAAAGGAAAAAUGA
This is a messenger RNA of Silurus meridionalis, 2406 nucleotides long. It is a transcript of the gene deaf1, whose product is annotated as DEAF1 transcription factor. Gene Ontology annotation, molecular function: DNA binding; DNA-binding transcription factor activity, RNA polymerase II-specific. Gene Ontology annotation, biological process: regulation of transcription by RNA polymerase II. Gene Ontology annotation, cellular component: nucleus. Lineage: Eukaryota; Metazoa; Chordata; Actinopteri; Siluriformes; Siluridae. The record is from RefSeq and is a predicted model, not a curated record.